Messenger RNA from Purpureocillium lilacinum, 3114 nucleotides. RefSeq lists its product as uncharacterized. Gene Ontology annotation, molecular function: protein binding. The record is from RefSeq and is a predicted model, not a curated record. Lineage: Eukaryota; Fungi; Ascomycota; Sordariomycetes; Hypocreales; Ophiocordycipitaceae.
AUGACCUACAGGCUGCAGGAUCUCACCCUCGACGACAGAAGAUCAAUAUUGUCAGACCGCACCUCCUCGACGGGUCCGCCGCCCUCUGUUCCUCCAAAGGAGCCUUCGGUAUUUGACUUGAGGGAGGCCCUCGGUCUGCCAGCGUCAGCUUCCACAAGCAGUGUUGCCACUGUGUCGGCGCAUGCACCGCUGGGGCUGGGCCACCAAGUACAGUCGCACCAUCAACAGUUCCAAGACAACUCGUCCUCGAAUUCUUGGCCGCUGCCUCGGCCAGUGAACCAGCAGCACGUCCUACGACAACUCGCGCCCUCGCCUUCGUUGCUCCAUCGCCACGGAAACACCAUGGCACACUCGUCCAAGGCGCACACGCAAUGCCUCCACCUGUGCAGCAACACGGCCGCCGCGGCCGACCGCGUCGCGGAAAAGAUGGCCGAGUACACUACACUUGUCAAGCACCUCCCUCACGGCUUUGACGUGCUCGCCAACGAUCUGCUCGAUACGUCCCAAGUGCUGUUCCUCAUCGAAGCCGGUCUCUCCGACGCCGUGCGCCAGGGGCAGUCGGCCCCCCUUGACAUGAUCACCGUUCUGGACAAGAAGUUCCGCACCGCGCUGAACCAGUUCCGCGCACUCGACCAGAUUGUACAAAAGCAACUCGACUACGAGCGCAAAGGCGCAAUGGGUCGCAUGAAGCGUGGCUUCGGGCGAGUGUUUGGCGACAGCGGCCUCGACGGUCACACUACGUCGCUCGUGAAGACGCGCGAGGACUUGAAGAUGAGUGCCUACAUGUUCCAGUGGAAUUUGACGGCCGACAAGAUUGAAAGUGAGCUCGGAAUCGGCUAUAUCGGCUUGUCGUCGGCGCUCGAGGCCGCAGAUCUCAGGCGCAAGCGCGCAGGCAGCAUCGCGUCGGAGGACCUCCAGAAGGGCCAAACCGUGUAUACCCGGCCACCUGGUUCAGCUCCUCAUCAGAACGACUUGGAUCAGCUCCGAUUGCCCAGCAUACCCCAGGGAGGGCUAUCUCAGCAGCAGGUCCAGCAUUCGAGGGUAGACAGGGUUGGCCCCCUGAGCCACGACUCGUCUCUGAGCGGCGAGAGCGGCAACUUUGGUCGCGCCUCGUCUGGGGAUCAAGACAGCCCGCUGACGCGAUACACGGACCCUUCUACCACGGGCUCGUAUGACGGGAACCCGCUACAGCUGCCACAGCAGCGCAAAUUCGGCGCAGGUGCGGCGACACCUGGCCUGGGCACAUUCGAUGAGGUCCCCGAGACAAGCCUCGAGCUCGAAGCCCUCGUUGGUGAUUUGGCAAGCCUAGACCUCGAGAGCAGCAAGGUUUCCCGCGUUAAGAGCGAGCCCUUCACCAUGCCUCGACGGCGGCCCCGUAGCAAGAUUGAUGCGGACAAAGCCAACGCCCACGAGGCCCUCCUCGGUGCCGUUCGGGCCAAGGACCACAGACUUCUGACACAGCUCCUGGACCGGGGCGUCUCGCCAAGCGCGGGAGGCGGCUCUGACGCGCUCAACGAAGCCAUCGUGGUGCAGGACGGCGAGGCCCUGCGGUUGCUGCUGCUGUACGGCGGCGACCCCAACGAGACUGACCGCGACAAGGUCUGCCCGCUCGUGGCGGCCGUGGAGCGCUCGUUCCUCGAGGCAGCCGUCGCCUUGCUCAAGUACGGCGCGGACCCGAACCUGUCGGCGGGCCCGGACUCGGAGACACCGCUGACUGUGGCCGCCGUCGCCAACAACGUGCGCCUUACACACCUGCUGCUCAUGUACGGGGGCAACGCGAGGCAGACCACGGCGGAUGGCAGCACGCUCCUCAUCGAGUCGGUGGGCAAGAAGACGCCCAAGACACUGGUCGACAUGCUGCUCGCCUGCGGAGCGGAUCCAGAUGCCAAGAACCGCGAGGGCAAGACGGUGCUUUUCGACGCCGUCACCGCGGGGAGAGCGGAUAUCGUGGCCUUGCUGCUCGAGGGUGGUGCCAACCCCAACCUGCCAGGCCCCAAGCACAUGCUGUGGCCGUCCACGUACCAACCUGCGUGCUUGAAGCUGCUGCUGGCGCAUGGGGCCGAUUAUAAGAAGGCGCCUGGUGUCAUGGAGCUCGCUACCAGCAUCAACAGCCUCGAGUCGAUCCGCAUCCUCCUCGAGGCCGGUGUCGACCCCAAUGCCAAGAAGGACGGCGUCUACACGCCGCUCUGCACGGCCAUCCGCGACGACCGCAGCGACAUCUUCCAGCUGCUACUGAGUCGCGGCGCCGAUCCCAACGUCCCGGCGAGCGAGUACCCGGCGUUCAAGUGCAUCACCCACAACCGCGUGCAUUUCCUGCCCGCGCUUGUGGCCGCGGGUGCCAACCUCAACUCCCCCAGGGGCAUCCUCGAAACGGCCGUGUCGUCCAACAACAGCGAGGCCUUGCGAUGGCUGCUCGAUCAGGGGCUCGAUCCGGACGACAAGACGCCCAACGGUCGCACCGCGCUGACGAGCGCCAUCCGCGACGGUCGCAUCGAGAUGGUAGACGAGCUCCUCCGACGCGGCGCCAAUCCCAACGUCCGCGGACAGGACUGGCCCGUGUGCAUGGCGGUGCGCAACCCAGACAUGCUACGCCGCAUCCUCGCGGUGCUACCGGAGCCUCGCGCCUUCAAAGGCGUCAUGGAGCGCGCCGUGGUGGCCAACCAGCUGGAGUCCGUCAAGCUCUUGCUCGCUGCAGGCGUCUCGGUCGAGGAUCGCAACGGCGGCGUCUUUUCGCCGCUGACAACGGCCAUCCGCGAGGGCCGCCGCGACAUCGUGUCAUUCCUGAUCAAGGAGGGCGGUGCCGAUGUAAACGCCCCGGGCGAGCACCUGCCCGUUGUCAAGGCCCUGCGUCGCCGCCAGGAAGGCGCCGCUGGCUACGACGAGAUGCUCGACAUGCUGCUCGACAAGGGCGCCGACCCCAACAAGAUGUACCGCGGCUGGAACGGCAUCAUGCAAGCCCUUGAGAGCGGCGACGCUUCUGUCCUCAAGAAGCUGUGCAAGCGUUGCGGCGUCGACCUCAGCGUCAAGGACGAGCUCGGCCGCACCGUGACUGAGAUUGCCAUCUCCCGACGAUGGGAGGAAGCCGUCAACAUACUCCUUGCGAGCUCUAACUAA